Malassezia sympodialis ATCC 42132 is the source of this 780-nucleotide messenger RNA. RefSeq lists its product as uncharacterized. Lineage: Eukaryota; Fungi; Basidiomycota; Malasseziomycetes; Malasseziales; Malasseziaceae. The record is from RefSeq and is a predicted model, not a curated record.
AUGACGGCUCCUGCCGCUGUUCCUCCGGCCUCUGAUGCGGCCCCGGCGCCGGUGGAUGCUGCUGCUUCCUCGCCUCCUGCCCCUGUCCCUGACGCAGCUCCGUCGCCCGUGGAGGCUGCAGCUCCCGCGCCUUCUGCCCCUGCGCCGGACGCAGCUCCGUCACCCGUGGAGGCUGCUGCUCCCGCGCCUUCUGCCCCUGCACCUGCACCUGCCCCUGACGCAUCUCCGGCUCCUGCGGAUGCUGCUGCCUCCUCGCCGGCUGAUCCUGCUCCCGUUGAGGCGGCUGCUUCACAGACCCCUCCACCCCCUCCUACGAGCAGCAAGAUUGUCAACGCUCUCAACUGUACCGAUUACAAGGUCACCGGGUCUCUGAAGCUAGACGGUCGUCCUCUGAGCUUCACUGGCAUGCCCGUGACCCUUACUGUUUCCGACCAUGCUGAUGAGAUGGUGUUCAUUGAGUGCCCGUCGCAGACGAUGGAUUUCAAGGCUAAUGGCUCGAAGCACUACGGUAUUGUCUCUCCUGUCUCUUCGCCUACCAACCAGUGUGUGAAAGCGUCGGAGCUUGCUAAGCCCAACGCGCCGCUGGUGAUUCAAGACUGCUCGAUGAGCGACGACAGCUCUCAAAUGGGGCAGACAUUUGAGUACGAUGAUAAUGCGCACGUCCUCACGUUCGUCGGCCAUCCCGCGCCUGGCGACUUUUACCAGACCAACCUGGUGGACAAUGCCACUGUGGCUGUGUCGCCUGACGGUGGCCCUGCCUCGAGCCUCCAGCUUGAGUAA